UUAUUACACACCAUUAAGACACACAAUAUUAUUACAGUACAAAAUUCAGAUACAUUUAACAAAUUUAAAAGAAGAAAAGAAUACAGUCUCAAUCUCAACAGCAAAGAUAUUUAUAUAUAUUAAAAAUAUUUUUUGCAAUGAAAUAAAUUAAAAAAAAAAAUUAAAAGAAAAAGAAAGCGAUGUGAGUAAGUAUAUGUGUGACCCUAGUACGCUCCUCUUUAGUUUUCAGCUACUAUAUAUAUAGCAUCUUGAGCCGUACUAAAAUGUUGACACGACGCCACCCUAAGUCUCCAAACUCUCUCAUUCGCCACUACCAUUUUCCCACCUGGUCCCAAAUCAACUAAACUACUCUCUCUCUCUUCACUGCCAAACCCUACUCCUCCAUUGAUCUUCUUCUUCUUCUUCUUUAGCUCUUCCAUGUCACUGGCAUUUAUUUUUACAUUGUUAUAGCUUCUUUUAUUCUCUUGCCGGAGAAAUGGCAUCGGCCGCUUGCGUCAACAACAUAGGAGUUUCGGCUGAGAAUUUUCUCGACUGUCCGCCGCCUACUUCUUAUCCUUCCUAUGGAUGGCUCAGUCCUCGUAUUUCUUUCAGUCGUGAGGUUCCUGAUGAUGAUCUUUUGGGUCUUUCCGGUGCUGGUGUUGAGAAGACGUCGGAUCCGUCGUUGACGUUAGAUCCGGAGUCAUCCGUUGGUGAUUUUGAGUUUAGGCUUCACGAUCCGGUUGCUAUGCUCCCUGCUGAUAAGCUUUUCUCUGAUGGGAAGCUUGUUCCUCUGCACCUUGCUUCGAUUAAACCGUCGUGUGUUGAUGAGAUGACUUCUACGGGGGGGAUUCGGUCGCCGGAGACUGGGAAGUUUUGCCGGAGGAAUGAUAUUUCUACUACUGAUCCGUAUUUGUUUUCUCCCAAGGCGCCGAGAUGCUCGAGCCGGUGGAGGGAGCUGUUAGGGUUGAAGAGACUCUGUAAUACGAAUCAGAAGGCGGAGAGUCAGAAAACAGUGUCGUCUUCUUCGUCUUCAUUUAGCUCAAGUGCUCCCAAAUCUUUUAAGAAUUUCCUGCACCGUAGUUCGAGAUCUUCAUCGUCGUCGUCUUCUUCGUCUAACUCUUUAGAGACUUCUUUGUCUCUGCCGUUGUUGAAGGACUCGGAUUGCGAGUCCGUUUCUAUUUCGUCACGGCUCUCGCUUUCUUCAUCGUCUUCGAGCCACGAACAUGAUGAUCUUCCAAGACACUCGCUCGACUCAGACAAGCCAAAUACGAACCCGAUUUCGAUUCACCGGAAUCCAAACAACCCUCCAAGAAUGCGAAUGGUAAAACCUCGACCUGCCUCGGUCUCGUCGGAGAGCCUCAAUCAGAGACCGUUGAUAGACCAUCCAACAGCAGCCACGAGAGUGGGACGGACCCCAUUGCGCAAGUCGACAGGGGGAGAAUCAAAUGGGGUGGGAAGCAGCAGGGGAGUUUCAGUGGACAGCCCGAGAAUGAACUCAUCUGGUAAGAUUGUGUUUCAAAGCUUGGAGAGAAGCUCAAGCAGCCCAAGCAGCUUUAAUGGCGGUCCCAGAUACAAGCACCGUGGAAUGGAGCGCUCAUACUCAGCCAACGUAAGAGUAACACCGGUUCUAAACGUACCGGUUUGUUCUCUUAGAGGGUCUUCUAAAUCAGUCUCGGUCUUUGGAUUCGGCCAGCUCUUUUCGUCUCCGCAGAAAAGAUCAGAAGGAAGUGCUAACGGCGGAGCAGGAAGCAACAAAACCCACGUUCACGGUCACGGCUACGGUCACAGCUACAGUCACAGUCAUAGUCACGGCCACGGGUACGGCCAGAGUCGAAACCGGUCAGAGCGAACCUGAUUAAAACCGAACCAGAGAGCCUAGAAGUAUAUUUUAUGAGAAGCAGGGGGUAAAGCUUUCAGUAACGUUUUCCAUUUUAAUUUUAUUUUUUUCCUUGGCCCCAAUGCCCAAAACGACAUUGUUUGUCAUUAGAGAAAAAAUCUGGCUUCCCAAGUUAGAAUUGUAGGUGUAAAUAUUCUCCGAUUUUGAUUUUUUUUCUUUUUUAUUUUCUGGGUUUGUUAUUAUUAUUUUAUGCUCUUCUGAUCGUUCGUUAGCGAUGAUGGUUCUCAUGUGGUAGCUCUAACUGUUCUUUUAACUUCUAAAAUUAAAAAAAAAAAAAAGCUAAUGUUUCAUUA
Molecule: messenger RNA, 2169 nt
Organism: Cannabis sativa
Lineage: Eukaryota; Viridiplantae; Streptophyta; Magnoliopsida; Rosales; Cannabaceae
Exons: 1
Coding region: 476-1834 (452 amino acids)
Source: RefSeq, a predicted model, not a curated record